GUGAUGCUGAUACUUUCCGUCUUCUGGCUACAACCCUCUUGCUCGGAAAGGGUUGUUAUAUCAGGAGUGACAGCCGUUAUCGACACGAUCUUCUUGGUGUACUUCGCCUAUCGACUGCCCGCAAUGGGAACCAACAUUCCUCUCAUUGUUAAGUUCUACUCGUACCACCUGUUGCUGGUCUGUUUAUCAUUGGUGGUGACAAUCGCUCUACGGAAUGUGCCCCGGUCCGUGCCUCUACCCUGGGCCAUCCACAGGUUCCUGAACGGCCGCCUGCCAGAUCUUCUGGGCCUGAAGAGUACUCAGAACAAGUUCAUGUCAAUGUACCCCAGACAAGACAGUGAGGAGUUACAUGAACGCUCCCUGGUGGACCGAGGUCGCACCGAGUCUGUGGACACGACCUCGCAGCAGAGCCUCAACUUCACUCGGGAAUGGUUACUAUUUGCCACAGCUGUCGACAGACUAAUGUUUCUUCUUUACUGUUUCAUAUUCCUUUUUAUUGGUCUAAAGUGUUAUCUAACUUAACAUGUGGUCUUUGAAAUAUCAACAAUAUACGUUUUUGGUUUGAAAUUAGUA
Homalodisca vitripennis (glassy-winged sharpshooter) is the source of this 573-nucleotide messenger RNA. Its product is annotated as acetylcholine receptor subunit beta-like. Lineage: Eukaryota; Metazoa; Arthropoda; Insecta; Hemiptera; Cicadellidae. The transcript has 3 exons. Gene Ontology annotation, cellular component: membrane. The record is from RefSeq and is a predicted model, not a curated record. The coding region runs from base 4 to 522 and encodes 172 amino acids. Gene Ontology annotation, biological process: monoatomic ion transport.